GAGAGGAGGAGGAGGAGGAGGAGGAGGAGGAGUGGUGAUAGAGUGCAAAGGGGGCAGGACUUUUUCUCUCCGGGUCCUAUUAAGAGCAAACUUUGUGUUUUUGUUCUCCAAGUUCAGCUCAGUGCUCUGCAGCCCUCACACUCUUCCUCUCCGUGGCUCUUUCUCUUUCUUUCUUUCUUUCCAUCUUUUUUUUAUGUGUGUUUUAUUUCGAUUUUUUUCCUCCAUGGUUUUGUUUCCUCGCCUCUUGGUUUCCUCUGUGUGCGUGUGCACAGGAGCUUUGGACGCCGGGAGGAUGCGCUUUUUGCCGGAGCAGACGCAGAGAGUUGCGCGUUGUGCCGGCGCGGGCUUGUUUUAGAGGAAUCCUACAUGUGCUUGUGUCUGGAGUGAACAAUGUUGCGGCUCCUCGCUUCUCUGCUUCUGCUGCUGUGCGCCGCGGAGUUGGAGCUGUGCGCGGGGCUCCCCACUUUCCAGGCUUUCUAUCUUCCACCUGCGAACGACUCCGUGCUCACACCUGCGCGGAGGACGGAUGGAGUGGUGCGGACCAUUGAUCGGAUUUACCACGGAGGAGGGAAGGUGGGCUACCUGCUCUACCUGAACGGGAGCCGGUUCCAGUUGGACAUGGAGCGGGAUGAGUCGGUGCUGUCGCAUCACUUCAGUCCUCAGUAUGUGCUCGCUAUGAUGGGGGGCAGCCCCGCGCCUUUGCAGCGGGAGUGCGCGUACCGCGGCACCGUGGACUCCAACCCGGAGUCUCUGGCCGUGUUCAACCUCUGCGGCGGCGGACUCGAGGGCUUCUUCGCCGUCAACCACGCGCGCUACACCAUCACGCCGAUCGUCAGGGCGAAGGGACACGAGCACGACGUGCGCGCCCUGCAGGACAAGGACGCGGAGAGCGCGCUCCACGUGUUCACGCGUGAAAGCUUCACUUUCGAGGCGAUGCGCGAAGGGCGCGAGAGCUGCGGGACGCGCGACGGGCGCAGAGGACGCAGGCACGCGGCGGGGAAGCGGCGGCACAGAGGGCGCGCGAGGAGCAGAGACGCCGGUGACCGCGAUGGCGCGCACGGUCGGAGGUCGUGGAGCCGCCUCAUCAAACCUGCCGCUCCGGAGCCUGGCGCACGGCGCAGACGCUCGGUCUCCCGCGCCAGGCAGGUCGAGCUGCUCCUGGUGGCCGACGACACCAUGACCAAGAAAUACGGCAAAGACCUGAACCACUACCUGCUCACGCUGGCCUCCAUCGCCUCCAAGCUGUACGGACACGCCAGCAUCGAGAACCCCAUCCGGCUCUCGGUGGUGAAAGUGACCGUGCUGGGGGAGAAGGAGAAGGGUCUGGAGGUGACCAAGAACGCGGCGGCGACGCUCAAGAGCUUCUGCAAGUGGCAGAACCAGCAGAACCCGCUGGACGACGACCACCAGCACCACCACGACGCCGCCAUCCUCUUCACCAGGCAGGACCUUUGCGGCCACCACUCGUGCGACACCCUGGGCAUGGCCGACGUGGGCACCGUCUGCACACCGGAGAGGAGCUGCGCCGUCAUCGAGGACGACGGGCUCCACGCGGCGUUCACCGUGGCGCAUGAGAUAGGACACCUGCUCGGUUUGUCCCACGACGACUCCAAGUUCUGCGAGGAGCGCUUCGGCGUCAACAGCGACAAGCGCCUCAUGUCGUCCAUCCUCACGUCCAUCGACGCCUCCAAACCCUGGAGCCGCUGCACCUCGGCGACCAUCACCGACUUCUUUGACGACGGCAACGCCGAGUGUCUCCUCGACUCUCCUCGCCAGCCGCUCCUCGGCCCCGAGGAGUUGCCGGGGCAGAGCUACGACGCCGUGCGCCAGUGCCGCCUCGCCUUCGGCCCCGAGUACACGGUGUGCCCGGGCAUGGACGUGUGCUCGCGCCUGUGGUGCGCCGUCAUUCGCCAGGGACAGAUGGUGUGUCUGACGAAGAAGCUGCCGGCUGUGGAGGGGACGCCCUGUGGGAAGGGACGCAUCUGCCUGCAGGGGAAGUGUGUGGACAAGACACGCAAGAGACACUACUCGGUGUCCAACCACGGCAGCUGGAGUUCCUGGGGUCCGUGGGGUUCGUGCUCCAGGACGUGCGGAGGCGGCGUUCAGUUGGCCCAGCGUCUGUGCAACAACCCGCCGCCACGCAACAACGGACGCUACUGCACCGGGAAGAGAGCCAUCUAUCGCUCGUGCGGCGGCGCGCCCUGUCCACCGUCCAAUAAGACGUUCCGUCAGGAGCAGUGCGAGGUGCGUAACGGCCCUCAGACUGACCCCAAAGGCGUGAAGACCUUCGUGGAGUGGGUUCCCAAAUACGCCGGAGUUCUCCCCAAAGACGUCUGCAAGCUGACGUGCAGAGCCAAAGGAACGGGAUACUACGUGGUUUUCUCUCAGAGGGUGGUGGACGGCACCGAGUGUCGGCCUCACAGCAGCUCGGUGUGCGUGAAGGGCAAGUGUGUGCGCACGGGCUGCGACGGCAUCAUCGGCUCCAAGCUGCAGUUCGACAAGUGCGGCAUCUGUGGAGGGGACAGCGCGGGGUGUGUGCGGGUGGCCGGCAACUUUACCAAGAAGAGUAAGGGCUACACUGACGUGGUGAAGAUCCCCGCUGGCUCCACCCACAUCAAGGUGCGUCAACACAAGGCCAAGGACCAGACUCGCUACUCCGCCUACCUGGCCCUGCGGCGGCCCAGCGGCGUCUACCUCCUCAACGGCAAGUUCAUGAUCUCCACCUCCGAGACGAUCAUCCCGCUCAACGGCUCCGUGCUCAACUACAGUGGGUGGAGCCAGAGGGACGAGUGGCUCCACAGCAUGGGUCCCGCCGCUCUCCAGGAGAGCCUGGUGGUGCAGAUCCUCGCCACGGACGUCAAAAAGCCCCUGGACGUCCGUUACAGCUUCUUCAUGCCGCGGCGGACGUCACCGCAGCUGCCGCCGGCUCCGCUAAAGACGACGCCGGUCUCAACCACCACAAGUACCACCACAAGAACCUCCCCGACCACCACCACCACCACCACCACCACCAGCAGCACCAGCACCAGAACCACCACCAGUACCACAACUACAACCUCCUCUACUCCUCCUGCCGUGGACCCAGGACCAACCACAGCACCAGGUCCUCCAAAGUCAACGCCAGCCCCAGGGCCCCAGUGGGUAACGGGUCCCUGGAUGACCUGCUCCAGGACUUGUGACACUGGCUGGCAGAGUCGAACAGUUCAGUGUAAGGACCGGGACGGCAAACUGGCCAAGGGAUGUGUGCUGGCCGCUCGGCCUUCUGCCUUCAAACACUGUCUGGUGAGGAAAUGCUGAGGAGGCAGGAAAUCUGAUAAAAAAAAACCUUCUGAUAAAGGUCUCAAGUGCUGGAUGUUAGGACCAAAUGAAUGGACCCAUGACUUAAAGACACGGACUGUGAAUGUUGACUCCUCUGGAGACACGUUUGGCAUGGAUGUACCUGACUGUUGUCAUGGAAUCACAGCGACCACAUGGAGCACGUGUGUGUAAGCGCGUGACGUCCUGGCGUCGCCAAGAACUGGAGUUGCAUGUCACUCCCACGUAGACAAUAAGUGAUUGUCUUUACAACGUCCUCCAGCGCUCUGGAGACUCUGUGUGUAACAGCAUGCAUGUUUGUGUGUCUUUGUUUAAAAGCUAAUCACUGCGGGUAUUCACAAGUCGUUUGUCAUGGGCGUGUGCGAGACAAGCACCGCCCCCUGCCGUCAUUCCCCGUUCCUCUGAUUGUUUUUGUUGUUUUUGGCGACAUUAGUGUUGAAGAUUUGAAAUCACUGGAUGGUGGGUCUCCUUCGUAGCAUCUUAAACUGUCUCUAACGUCAGGAUUCCUCCCCGAUAUCCGUCCUGUAAAGAUUCCUCUGAGCUACUCUGUGACCGAAGUGUCCAAGGUAUCGGGGAAAGUUUGUCCAUUCUUUCGUACUUGUCUCACCUGUCCUGCUGAAAAUUCGGGAAGCAGCAACACCACAAAGGCUAGCAGUGGUCUUUAUGACAUGUCGACUUUUGGGGCUAGAUAAGACGCAACGACCGACCAACCAAAGUGCGACCAAUCAAACGAGUGUAUAAAUAUAUUACUUCCUCACUAACCCUCUCUGUGUGGUCAAAUGUCCUCCGUUUCUGAGACAACAUCUGCACGCUGGAAGAAAUUCCAAAAAACAACAGUUACCAUUUUUGACUCUGCGUCGCGCAAUUGUGACGCUCAAGUUCAAAUACUACUCGCGUCUCUGCCUCGACUUUGUGUGUAAAAAAUCAUCAGAAACCCAAACGUUAAUGCUAAAUAUGACAAUAACAUUGUACGUAUAUCUUCUGUCUUUGUGUCCUUGACAAGUUCCUUCCUGCUUCCUGUAGCACGAUUAACGCACGGUGGCCUCGAGAGGACAAACUUUUCAACUUAAAUCAACAGAGGGACAAAGUAACCUUGACACUCCGUAACUUUUACAGAGUACUGAAUCAGAUUUGGGGCAGCGAUGCUUGAUGUUGUGUGUUUGUGUGUGUGUUUGUGUGUGUGUGUUUACACACAGUUUGUACCAUGAAUCAGCUUCGUCUCUCUCUCAGUUCCACUUGUAAUCAAUCAUAAUGCUGGUGCUGUGAGGUUUACAGUCUCCAUGUUUUUUGGGGUUUUGUUGUUGUUGUUGUUUGUUUGUCUGUUUAUCUGUGUAGCAAACAAUGCUAAUAUGACAAUGUGUGCCCUGGAUACUAGCAACGACAGCAAAGAAAGACAAAGACAGUCAUGACUGUCCUUCUGCAAUUCAAUCUCCUCUUUUUUUUUAUUCAUAUAUUCUGUAUUUGCGUGUUUUUAUUUUAGCCUGUUGCUAACCCUGGUGGGUGGAGUUUGCCAGAAUACAAUGUUUCUUAUUGUGACUUUUGGUGUUUAAGAGUCAGGUAGCUCAAAAAAAGUACUGGAAACUGAUUGUGUUUGAGGAUUUUGGCACCAAUACUGUGUCUGUUCAAACCUUAGGCUAAUAAGUUAGCUUACCUUAGCAUAAAGGCGGAAGCCUGCUUUAUCUAAGUCAAAUAAACAACACAUUGUUCAUCUAUGUUACUUGUUUAGUCCAUCCAAAGAAUAAGCAAAGAAUUGUCAGCGCUUUGUGUCUUAAUGCUAAGCUAAGCUAAUGCGGCUCUAGAUACACAUUGAACAGACACUAUAUGAGUGAGGUGUCAAUUUUAUGUGUCUGAUUGUCAUGAAGAAUUCAAAACAGUGCAUUUUCAUUGUGUCUGUUUAAAUCUUAAGCUAAGAAGUUAGCUAAGCUUAGCUUAGCAUAAAGGUGGGACUAAACAGCUAGCCUGGCUUAGCUAAAGACAACUAAACACAUUGUCCAUCCAAAGAAUAUUAAGCAAAGAAUUGUCAGUAUUUUGUGUCUUAAUGCUAAGCUAAUGUGGCUCUAGCUACACAUUGAACAGACACUGCUGGGUCUAUACGAGUGAGGUGUCAAUCAUCUCGUGUUAUUCUCAUUAAGAAAUCAGAACAGUGCAUUUUCACAAAUGUCAAAUUGUUUUGUGGAAAACAUUUACAAAACGUCAGAUUUGUACAUUAGCCAGUAUGUAGCACAACAUUGGGGUUAACAGAUUACAUUGACAUUAGAAAUAUCCUGAUGUAUAUUGUUGUGUUUACAAAUAAACACAACAUAUACCUGUAUCUUUAAAAUGGGUCUAACAGAAUGAGAUAUCCUAUUUCAUUUAGAUUGUUUUCUCUAAAAGAACAAAGAAUUUAUUGUAUGUUUUGAUGAAUUUUGAUAAUAGGAGAAUUUUUAUUGCCGAUUCUAAAAUGCAAAUGUAUUUAAACACUUACAUUUUGUCAUCUUUCUCUGAUCAGGGUGUUACCAAAGCCCCAGAAUCAUGACCUCAAGUCGAUUCUGUACCUAAUAGACCUUUAAAACAAAUAUAUACUUUCCUCUAAUUGUGUUACGUCGUCUGGUGCUUGUCGUCUUUUCCUGUGUGGCAAACCUCACCCAUCUGGCACCAGAGCAGUGGGACAGAAACCGGGUCAAGAUACCACUCACUCACUCACACACACACACAUUCACAUUUAUUUACACAAUAUAGACAUUUUUUUACAUGAGUAGAUUUUUCAUAUACACACACACACAAAUACAAAACUUUAGUUUUUUUUUGACACAUUCACACAACUUACUUUGACUUUUUCCAGUGAAACAGAAACACAGCACUGAACUUGUAAUUUAUUGUUUGUACAACUGGUAUGUGUGAAUUAAAAAAGAGCAACAAUGAGAGGACUUUUAUUUAUUAUACUAAUUUUUGUAUCAAAUGACUUAUUUAACUUUUUGGGACUUCUGUGACUGUGUUGAAUCAUUCCUUUGUAUGAAUAUAGUGUUUUCUUUUCUAGUCAUCCACAUGAAUAUAUGUACAUAAAAUAUAUAUAUUUAAAUA
Solea solea (common sole) is the source of this 6375-nucleotide messenger RNA. RefSeq names its product A disintegrin and metalloproteinase with thrombospondin motifs 5 (gene adamts5). The record is from RefSeq and is a predicted model, not a curated record. Gene Ontology annotation, biological process: extracellular matrix organization; proteolysis. Gene Ontology annotation, molecular function: metalloendopeptidase activity; zinc ion binding. The coding region runs from base 391 to 3297 and encodes 968 amino acids. The transcript is spliced from 8 exons. Lineage: Eukaryota; Metazoa; Chordata; Actinopteri; Pleuronectiformes; Soleidae.